Messenger RNA from Tigriopus californicus, 572 nucleotides. RefSeq names its product ubiquinol-cytochrome-c reductase complex assembly factor 5-like (gene sloth1). NCBI's taxonomy places the organism in Eukaryota, Metazoa, Arthropoda, Copepoda, Harpacticoida, Harpacticidae. The transcript is spliced from 2 exons. Bases 185 to 433 code for a protein of 82 amino acids. The record is from RefSeq and is a predicted model, not a curated record.
AGAUAAUUACCAAAUUUCUUUUGUGUUCUAUGCCAUAACUCAUAACUGCAUCAUGACCUGACAAGCCAUGCCAAAAUGCUGCCUGACAUUGUUGUGUCAAUCUUCGGACGACAUGUUCUCUCCCUUCCACUGACGAUCUGGGAACAACGCAUGUAGUCACGAUGCUGGGCUGAGUGCCUGGAACAUGUCCCGAUUGAGCCAGAUUCUGAAAAAAGUUCCAGGCAAGCAACAAUUCGGAGUGUUUCGCUUCUUACCAUUCAUGUUCCUGAUCGGAGCGGGCGUGGAAUUGACCAUGAUCAAGGUCUACGUGGGACCGGUCAAUUUCUAUCAAACCUACAAGAAGCGAAUCGCCACAGAUAUUGUAGUGGCCGAGGAACGGGAACAACUCCGAUUGGAACGAAGAGCUCUGCAGGAAAGUCACAAACAGUGCUAGAUCAUCGGUGUCAUCCUGGACAUCAUGGCGGGUUCGGGGGGCCUAUUUUCUCGAAGAUACUGGACCUUUCUCUUUGCCGGCCUUUUUUCGGCUGCUUUAGGCUCACAGUGCGUGCACAAUUACUACAAACCGUUAGACG